GUAUUCACCACAGGACCUGAGACGGACGGCAGUCCUCUGUCCCAGCCUGAUAAACAGGCUGUUCCCAUACUUAAAAAAACAAAACAUGAACAGGGCAAUCGUGCCGUUGACCUUCUGGUAACAUCAUUGAAAAUGCUCCAUGCGUGUUGCUCUGUGCUAGAAGAUGGCGGAGUCGGAUGGCGGGGACUUUGCUUCGAAACAUCCACAGAGCAGUAUCAGUAUGGCUAACAAGAAUAGCACUCUGCGCUGUGCAUUCUCCGCCUCAAGCCACAGUGCCACCCUCCUCCAGGGCUUGUCGGUCUUGCGGGCUCAGGGCCAACUGCUUGACGUUGUGCUGGCCAUCAAUGAGGAGCGCUUCCAGGUCCACAAAGCUGUGCUUGCCGCCUGUAGUGAUUACUUCAGAGCAAUGUUUACCGGAGGCAUGAGGGAGUCAAAUCAAGAUACCAUUGAGCUGAAGGGUCUGUCUGCCCGUGGCCUGAAACAUAUCAUUGACUUUGCCUACAGUGCAGAAGUCACUUUAGAUCUGGACUGUAUUCAGGAUGUCCUCGGGGCAGCUGUGUUUCUCCAGAUGGUCCCAGUCGUGGAGCUCUGUGAGGAGUUCCUCAAGUCGGCGAUGAGCGUGGAGACCUGCCUGCACAUUGGCCAGAUGGCCACCACCUUCAGCCUGUCUUCCCUCAAAGAGUCGGUGGAUGCCUUCACCUUCCAUCACUUCCUCCAGAUUGCGGAGGAGGAGGACUUUCUGCACAUUCCCAUGGAGCGCCUCGUCUUCUUUCUGCAGAGCAACAAACUGAAGAACUGUAGCGAAAUCGACCUCUUCCACGCCGCGAUCAGGUGGCUCCAGUAUGACGAGUCUCGUCGGGCUCAAGCCAGCAGGGUCCUCUGCCAUGUGCGCUUCCCGCUCAUGCGCUCCUCUGAGCUGGUGGACAGUGUUCAGACGGUGGACAUCAUGGUGGAAGAUGUGCUGUGCCGCCAGUAUCUCCUCGAGGCCUUCAAUUACCAGAUCCUUCCCUUCCGACAGCACGAGAUGCAGUCUUCGCGGACAGUCAUGCGCUCUGACGUCUUGUCAGUCAUCACCUUUGGCGGGACGCCCUACACGGACAACGACCGCACAGUGAGCACCAAGGUGUACCAUCUCCCCGACUUGGCUUCCCGUCAGUUCAAAGAGCUGACAGAGAUGGAGACAGGGUGCAGCCACGCUUGCGUUGCCGUACUUGAUAACUUUGUGUACAUCAUUGGUGGACAGCACCUGCAGUACCGCAGCGGUGAGGGGGCGGUAGACAGCUGUUUCCGCUACGAUCCGCAUCUGAGCCAGUGGCUGCGCAUCCAGCCUCUGCAGGAGGCUCGCAUCCAGUUUCAGCUCAACGUGCUGCACGGACAGCUGUACGCCACUGGAGGGCGCAAUCGAUCUGGCAGUCUGUCAUCUGUUGAGUGUUACUGCCCAAAGAAGAACGAGUGGACUAAUAUGGAACCCUUAAAGCGCAGGAUUUGGGGUCAUGCAGGGACUCCUUGUGGAGAAAAGCUGUAUAUCUCCGGGGGUUAUGGCGUUUCGUUGGAUGACAAGAAAACUCUUCACUGCUACGACCCAGCAUCAGACCAGUGGGACUUCAGAGCCCCAAUGAAUGAACCCAGAGUGCUGCAUGCCAUGAUCAGCACCAGGGAUCGGGUGUAUGCUCUGGGCGGUCGCAUGGACCAUGUGGACCGUUGUUUUGAUGUGCUUGCAGCCGAGUAUUACAUUCCAGAGAACGACCAGUGGACCACCGUGAGUCCCAUGAGAGCAGGGCAGUCUGAGGCAGGCUGUUGUUUACUGGACAGGAAGAUCUACAUCGUCGGUGGCUACAACUGGCACCUGAACAACGUCACAAGCAUCGUGCAGGUGUACAACACGGAGACUGAUGAGUGGGAGAGGGAUUUGCACUUUCCAGAAUCCUUUGCUGGCAUCGCUUGUACGACAAUUAUUAUUCCACAGAACAUCACACAACGCUAACCAUCUGACCUGCCACUGUGAAGAUUUGAUUCCUCGUGCUCUUUCUGCCGGCCAUUGAGUCAACACACUGUGUGUGUGUGUGUGUGUGUGUGUGUACUAGGCAGCAUUACUCAGAAUCGUGUAUUAUUUUUCCUAUACUUGCCACAAUGUUGUCAUUAAUAGAGCAUAUUUUGAUCUUAAUGUUGAGACACUUUUAUAAUACCGAUACAAGCUUUUGAAUGACAAUUUAAAAGAAACGUCAUUUCCUGUUUUGAAUUUUAUAAUUUAUUGAUUGGUGAUAUUAUGGUAAUAUUAUCUCCAGAUGACCUGUACAAGUUAUCUUCCGGAAAUGCAUUACCUUAAUUUUGUACACUUUUGUUUGAAAAAAUUAUUAUAUUUCGGUCUGUAAAAGUGUUUUACCAUUUAAGGGCUGAAGUUACAAACUGAACAAAUUGUCUCAUUUUUGAAUGAAAGUUAAAGUGUGUUUGCUAAGGUAUUUACAGACAUCACCUUUGUGAGUUGUACAGUUGUGAAUGUUUUAUUACUUGUCUCCUUUUUAUGUUGUAAUAUUUAGUUUGUUAGAAUUUUAUUCAAACAGCUAAGAUUACUGAAAAUCUCCCUCUUUUAUUUCUCCUCAAAUGUACUUGUCAACAAAUCACAAUGUACAGUAAUGAUUGCACAAAUGAACACGAGAAGUGUUUGUGUUUAGCUUGGAAAGGCAUAUUCCAUGUGGGUGUUAUUGUUUUUUUUAAUUAUCAUUGUUAAUGCCCUUGUGUUUCCUGAGCUGAAACCUCCACUGACACUAAUUGUCCCGUCAGUCAAACCAGUGUGGACCCCUUCAGGCAGCUACAUGAAUCCUUCAAUUCUGUUGUAAUGUCAGUGUCUGCUGCUCUUUAUUUUAAACAAGUGCUAAAUCUUGUGUACCACAUGCGUUUGUCUCUUGACUAACACAACAAGGGGACACAGGUCAUAUACAUUAAUGCAGAUUUAAUAUCUAAAGUAUUCUCAAAAAAUCUAGUGUGCCCAGGAAAAGCUACCUAAACAUAUAUCAUGCAGGCUCAUGUUUUAAUUUUGACUACUUUGCUGCACUUUUAAAGCCGUACUUAUGAAGUCACCGUUACACUUAAUGUGUGGAAAAGGAAGAAGCAAGUUGAAGUUCUUGUUUUUCCAUUUAAAUGUGAUCAUCCAAAGGAUUGUGUCCAUUUUAAAACCUGUUUCUCCUGUUGCCUUAGUGUCUAUUUGUCUUGUGUUACCUGUAAAAGCACAUGCUACUGUUGAAGUGCAAUAUAAAGGAAAUUGCUGUUAAAGGGGAAUGUCGACAUUUGUAUAUCUUUAUGUGCAUCCUUUAUUAAAGGUGUAUCAUGUUUU
Molecule: messenger RNA, 3331 nt
Organism: Cyclopterus lumpus (lumpfish)
Lineage: Eukaryota; Metazoa; Chordata; Actinopteri; Perciformes; Cyclopteridae
Gene: klhl26
Product: kelch-like family member 26
Exons: 3
Coding region: 164-1984 (606 amino acids)
Molecular function (GO): protein binding
Source: RefSeq, a predicted model, not a curated record